Messenger RNA from Cucurbitaria berberidis CBS 394.84, 2530 nucleotides. RefSeq lists its product as uncharacterized. The transcript has 4 exons. Gene Ontology annotation, molecular function: zinc ion binding; DNA binding; DNA-binding transcription factor activity, RNA polymerase II-specific. Gene Ontology annotation, biological process: regulation of DNA-templated transcription; DNA-templated transcription. Lineage: Eukaryota; Fungi; Ascomycota; Dothideomycetes; Pleosporales; Cucurbitariaceae. The coding region runs from base 178 to 2145 and encodes 655 amino acids. The record is from RefSeq and is a predicted model, not a curated record.
CUCAGCGCUAGAGUCGGGCACGUGACAACGGCUCAGUAGGCAUCCCGUGGCCGUUGGGUCGUCAACGUCUCUCACGACUCACGACUCACAUGUCGUAAAAGCUGGCUCGACUUGUUAGAGACUACGAAACUGUGAUCGCCUGUGCAUGUCAUUCGACUCCAGAGGCCUCCUGCCGCCAUGGCGAUGCCUUCCCAGACAUAUCCGGGCGCUUCUGCCAUCUCGGCUGGCGUAGAUCCCACUUUCUGGGGUCAACAGCACUUCUCGUCCGACUCCACCUCGCCAUUGUCGUCGUCUCUGGGCUUGCAUCUGUCGCCAACAACUAGCGUCACCACCCAGGAGAGUUUCAACGGCCGUUCUCCCUCUGAACAGACUUCUCAGUCCGAUAGUGGCUCCAAGAACGCGCAGGAUGGCCAGAAGAAUGGCCAAAAAGAGCUCAAUGGCAACCAAGCGAGGGCUUCAGUCGCUGUCGCAUGCGUGCCGUGCCGAAGUAGGCACUUGAAAUGCGACGGCGGCGUGCGGUGCUCAAGAUGUAGGGCUGAAAAUGUCGAGUGUACUUAUAUCAAGUCACGACGCGGCUGGAAGGGAAAGAGAAAGAACAAGGAGGAAAAUGGCGCGCCAACAACCCUCAAUGCUCUCCCCGGGGCAGAAGUCCCUCACAGCAAUGGCCAUCUAUCAUCGCCUGAGUACUCGUAUAAUGGCGAACUCAGCCCAACCAAUAGUCUUGGCGUUAGACCCGUUGCUCCUCCAGCUACCCAGCUCAAUCUGAACGGAAGCGCACGAGUUAAUCGUUUUGGCCACCUUGGUCCUGAGACGGCUGUUCAGGCAUUCUACCACUAUUUCUACAACUCCCAUCCCUUCUGUCUACCGGAGCCAAGGUUAGUGCGGCUCUUCAAGGAACGACAGGCCCCUCUUCUCGAAUAUGCCGUCCAGUUCAUUGGAUCUAGUUACAUACCUGCCGUCCCCACAGAUAUGUACAAGGAAGCCUUGGACCGAUACAUCAAUAAUGGGAAUUACCCGAGAGACGCAUGGUCCGUACAAGCACUCUUGCUCUUUUCCAUCGGUCUACAUGCACAUAACGAAGUUCCCCGAGCUGCUCAAAUCUUCGCCAUCGCCCAGGCUCUAACGCUCGAACUCGGUCUCAACCGCAUGGAGUUUGCUUUAUUGCAUGGAGAUAGUGAUCCACAGCUAGAAGAGAGCUGGCGAAGAACGUGGUGGUCCAUGUUCACCGUCAACGGUAUGAUGACAGCUGUCAAUCCAGGCGUGCAAUUUAGGCUGAAGGAUGUCAUGACUGACGUUCCGCUACCGUGCGAAAACCAUCAGUACUUCUCAGGCCACAUCCCCUACCCGAAUUCCCUGCAAGACUAUGACGACUCUUCCUUUCUCCCCGCCCUCACCAUCUUCAGCUCCUUCACCUACCUCAUUGAUGCCGUCCGUAUCCUCGGAAAAGUCUUCGAAUGCGCACGCCUCGACGCAACCUUCGAAUACCAUGCCGUUGACGUUGUCGACCAGUAUCUCUGCAACUGGCGCCUUCACCUCCCUCCUUCUAAACUCGACAUUGUCAACAACGAUGGCCAUGUCGACGAGGUUCUAUUCCAGGCGCAUAUGGUAAAUGCUGGCAGCACGAUUAUGCUCCAUCGUCCGCGGAGUAACUUGGGCUUUGGAAGGGUUGAGGGCGUGAACAUAUGUGUGCAGCCCGGACAGGUGCUACUGCCGACGCAGACGAGGGAGAUACAUACCGCCAAAUGCUUGACGUCGGCGGAGAACAUCUCCUCACUUAUUCGACUUCCGGCCCAACUGUUGUACCACACACCGUUCUUUACCUGUGUGGUAGUCAUGGCGUCCGUCGUUCACCUCUCGUACUGGUCUUUCCUAGUCCCCGAUGGCCAGGACGAUAUCGUAAAGCAGUCGAUCCGGUUGGACGUGGGCACACUCCAGCAGUACUCCAAUACGUGGUCCAUUGCAAAUGUGGUCUUGGGCCAGGUACGCGGCGUUGCGCACACGCUCUUCAACAGCAAGAAGGCCAUGAGCAUCCAUCUCUGGAGCAACAUUGACCAGCAUGAUGUCAUUCGCAACGUUAUCGAAGAGGGAGGACACGUACCUCAACAGAAUUACGCACAGCUCAUCGCACCGAUGCUGAAGUCGUAAAAGUUUCCCCGUCAUUACAGAGCUGAGGCUACCCACUCGCUCACACCAGCCAGCCAGCCAGCCAUGCGAUGCCAACACUUGCUUUCUCCCUAUUUUCUUCCGGUCUUACAUUUGUUUCUACAGUGAACAUUAAUUAUCACAUACCGUUUCCUCGCCUUCUUUUACGGGUUUCAGGCGUUGCGAAUCUGUUGCAGGCGUUUCUUGACAUGAUGACUAAUGGAAUGAUCGAGCGACUGAAGAUGAUGUACGAAAUUUAGAAACUCUUGGAAAUAUUACGAGGAUAUGAACAAUGUUGGGCCCGGGCCUGGCCUUUUAAAUAUUUUAGGUGCUCUUCUUAGAGCUUGAAGAAGCAAAAGCGUUUGGUUUGCUCCUGCUGCCACUUUGG